Messenger RNA from Emys orbicularis (European pond turtle), 2615 nucleotides. It is a transcript of the gene C2H8orf76, whose product is annotated as chromosome 2 C8orf76 homolog. The transcript is spliced from 6 exons. The coding region runs from base 115 to 1290 and encodes 391 amino acids. The record is from RefSeq and is a predicted model, not a curated record. Gene Ontology annotation, molecular function: protein binding. Lineage: Eukaryota; Metazoa; Chordata; Testudines; Emydidae.
CUCCUUCUGGCUAGGCUCAACAGGGGACACUCUAGCCAUGGCUUUAUCCGUUCCGGGACGGGGGGCGCUCUAGCCGGAGACUCUGUGGCCAGGGAGGCCGGUUUUGCGGAGGCGAUGGAACUGGCGCUGGGGUUCGGGUUCGAAUUCGAGGAUUCGGUGUUUGCCCGGAGCAGGGACAGGGGCCGGGGCGGCGGCUGCGCGGCCUACACCGCCAAGCGCUGCGAGCCUCAGUGGUUUUGUGAGGAUGCAAACAGCGAGGACGAUGUUGAAAUUCUAACUGCCAAAAAAUUCAGAGGUGAUUUGGCAUACAGACAACAAGAGUUUCAGAAAGCCCUGUAUGAGUACUCGAGCUGCUUGCUGCUGUUACCUUCCAGUAACGUUGCAAUGAGAAGAGAUGUCCAAGAGGGCCAGGCUCGGUGUUUAGCUCACCUAGGAAGGCACAAGGAGGCUCUGGAUAUUGCAGAAGAACUGAGAAAUGGGGCAACUAACACAGAUCAUUUAACAACUGUCCUCAACCUGCAGUUUGCCAUUUAUUGUCGCCUGAAAAAUAUAGAGAAAAAGAUCACAUGCCUACAGCAACUGAUUUCCUUACAUCCUUUUAACCCAUGGAACUGGAAGCUACUUGCUGAGGCUUAUAUGAGCUUUUUACAGACUCUGCCUCCAUCAUUCAUUUCAGAAAUGAAACUUGUUCAAUGCAAAGAUUGUACUGCAAUUGACCAAGUUUUCCAAACCUCACCAGGACUGUUUGGAAAAGAAAUGAACCUUCAAUGUCACAAAACGCUCAGCGGGAGAGAAGACGUUUGGUCAACACUUUCUAUAAAAACAACCAGAGACAACUCAGUAUCUUACAGCGAUAGCCACAUGGUAGAGGGAUCCCUCCAUAUCACAGAAGAAUGUGAAACACGGGACAAAAUGAAACAUGCUACCUUUGAGUUCUGGGGACAGGAAGCAUUGAAAGAUGUUUGGAUAAAGGCAUGUGCCUCCUUUGUUAGAACAAGGCUUUUACUUCAGAUUACACAGUUGCAACAGUCAUCCUUUGCUCUGGAGAAGAAUUUAAAGGUUCAGCGGGAAACUGAAGACAAAGUAAAAGGUUUUGGUUUAAAGGAAGAAUCCUUGUUGUUGAUUACUGAGGUUAUGGGAGAGGAUCUCAUUCCAGAAAAACUGAAAGAGGAUGUUCAGGGAGAGAUAAAAUGUGUAGGCCCUUCAGCACUGACAUCCUUGGUAACUACAUCAGCUAUAGAAUUUGAAGGCAAAUGGUUCAAAAAGCUCCAAGACAGUUUGUCACUUUGACAGACAAUUCUUUCCAGAUAUAUAUAUUCCAGCAUAAGUAAUUUACAGGCUAUUGUUGUAUUUAUUUUUUUAUCUUCUCUACCUCUAAUGAUGACGGAAUAACUUUUAUGGAAUAAAGUUCAUAUUACUUUAUUUUUAAAGUAACGUGAUUGUAUAUCUUUUUAAAACAUUGGCUGCAUUUAUAAUCAUCAGUCUCCUUGCAUACUUGUUGGCUUUUUCUUUCUGUGCUACAGCAUUUCCAAUAGACGUAACAGAUCCAGUUUAAAACUGGGCCACGGCAAGUGACAUUCUCAGCCUUCAAAGGCAUAUUGCAACACUGAACAUCACAAAGUUUACUUUUUGGGCACACCUCACCUAGGAUUUCUUUGCAGCUCUGAAGUCCUUAGGGGAAUCUCACCACAAAUAUCUAGCCUGAAAUUUCUUCAGUAUUUGGUUUUAUCUUGCUGUAUUUAGAGCUGUGGAAUUAGCAGUUUCUUAUUUUAAACUCAGGUGGGUUUGUUUUUAAAAUUAGUAUUUCUUUAUAAGUAGAGAGAUUUCUACUAUUCAAAUUCAGAUAGCUGGGAACCUUAAUAUAUUAAGUUGUAUUCAGAAUAUUUUCAAUAAGGAGCAACUCUCUGACUUUCUAAAAAUGUAAUGCUAAAAUGUCCCUUCUGGUCUGCGCAGUGAGUCUCUCUUCAAGACUAAUGGGUUUUCUGUGCAAGUGUAGAACUCACUAUACAUCUCCACUUUUGCUUGUGCAGAGGGCUCAGAGUACUAAGUUUCUGAGGUUAUGCAUAUUGGAGAGAACUUAGUCUGAUAGUACCCUUUGUGAAAUUGUGCAAGAGAGAAAUGCAGUGUUGAUCCUACUGCAAACCAGUUCUCUCAUCUGUACAGUUUUUUCAUGUUAAACCUUGAGUUUAUAAUGAAUCCAGACACCUGUUUGCUGUAAGUUUUUAAAAGUAGUGAAAUUACAUGGUUUGGACUUGUUCUGUGCUUUGGAAAAGGCAGAGAUCUUUAUUUGGUUUUCUCUGAUCAACAUAGUUUGCAUUCCAGGCAACCAAGGUGUGCUCUUAAUUUUUUUUAAAAAUGUAUUCCCUACUCCUCUUCAAACAUUGAAUGUAUUCUGUUCUCAUUAAUUUUUCAUUAACUGUUACCAAAUCAAAAUAUACUCUUUCAGCAUAAUGAUUUUGUCAUCUUGUGGAUUUUCCUUAUCUUGUGCUUGCCUUUCUUUUCAAUGUACUAGAGAAUGCUGAAGCUUUUAAAAACAAAUUCACUGAACUGUAAUCCCACACUCAAAACCAUGCUUCUCUGGUAAUUUUAAAUGGAGUUCAGAACUUUAAAACAAU